Molecule: messenger RNA, 1297 nt
Organism: Corticium candelabrum
Lineage: Eukaryota; Metazoa; Porifera; Homoscleromorpha; Homosclerophorida; Plakinidae
Product: actin-like
Exons: 3
Coding region: 1-1134 (377 amino acids)
Source: RefSeq, a predicted model, not a curated record
AUGGCCAGUCAAUGGGAACGGCCACCUCCUUGUCCGAGAGUCAUUAUCGACAGCGGAACGGGCUGUCUGAAAGCGGGUCUCAGCGGACCUGAAGCUCUCCCAACAGUAAUUACGCCUUCUAUCGACGACGUUUGGUUACGCCACUUUUGGGUUGACGAAUCACCGUCGUACUUUGAGCGAGAGAAAAGAGAGUCUAUCGUAAAGUUCGAGGCUUUAGAAAAGCUGUGGAAGUUUGCUCUCACCACACUCAAUGUAGAUGUAACACAAUACGAGGUCAUACUUACUGAAAGUGAGUUGAAUGUUGGUAAAGACCGCGCAGCGAUGGCACAAAUUAUGUUUGAAGAAUAUGGUGCGCCGGGAUUGUAUAUCGGUAACGAAUCGGCUCUUUCUCUAUACUCGUAUUGGCAUAAAACAGGCGUGGUUGUUAACUGCGGACACCUUGUUACUACAAUUGCAAUGUUCUACAGAGAUCAACUAAUAACGAACAAGAUACUAAACUAUGGCGGUCGAGAUGUGACCAUGCGUUUACUAUCAGAUUUAGUCAAAAGUGGCUACGACAAGCUGAACCCUCAAAACCCGGCUCACGUCACCGAAGUGCAAAAGAUAAAAGAAAAAGUAGCGUGCGUGAGUUGCAAAUACGACGAAGACGUGCGCUUUCCAGAUCGAAUGGAUUCAAUUCCGGUUCCCUGUAAAGUGGUCAAAGACAACGUCGUGAAUAUUCGCCACGAGCGUUUUGCGUGUGCGCAAGGUCUCUUUCGUCCUGACAUGUUUCAAAAGCCUGACAACGGCAUUUCAGACGCAAUCUACUGUGACGUGGAGAAACACAAUCCAGAGUUACGAAAAAAGCUUUAUUUCAACAUCUUUUUGUGCGGCGGCGGUUCAAUGCUGCCGUCGUUUGAAGAGAGGUUAGAUGACGACCUCAAAAGAUUGACGAGGAGAAAAGAAUAUAUUCGAGUCAAUGCUGCACCGCAUCGUCAAUACAGUGCUUGGAUUGGUGCAAAUAUCUUAGUCAAUCGAAUGCCGGACGUUCUCAAGAAAUUAUUGGUCACCAGAUCGGAAUAUCAGGAAGAGGGUGCGAAAGCAUUCGAAAGGAAACUAUCCCAUAAAACUUUGGUUGAUUUCAAAUGCAAAUAAUUUAGUUUAGAAUUGCGCGCAGUUAAUGAAUAUUUUCGUAUCUGCAGCAUAAACAUGGUAUUGAGUUAUUCUACAGAAUAGAGUAUGUAUACACAAACAAGCAAAUACAAACAUAAGUAUACAAGUUUAUUAAUUGCCUUAUUGGUAAUAAAAAUAUUCUAAA